This is a messenger RNA of Alligator sinensis (Chinese alligator), 1431 nucleotides long. Its product is annotated as mucin-12-like. Lineage: Eukaryota; Metazoa; Chordata; Crocodylia; Alligatoridae. The transcript is spliced from 6 exons. Bases 1 to 1332 code for a protein of 443 amino acids. The record is from RefSeq and is a predicted model, not a curated record.
AUGCAGAGAACACCUCGCCCGGUACGCAAGGCGCAGCGGUCCCAGCAGCGCUCGCUGCAGCCCCCGAUCGGGCGCAGCCUGCAAUGUGCAGGCCCAGAGGCGCGCCUAUUGAGAUGGCUUUUCCUAAUAUCGAACCUCAAUUCCCCUUGCUCCAACUUGAGCCCGUUGCCCAGCUCUGCAAGCAGGAUUGCUGCCCAAAGCCCUGCCCUCUGCUGCUGGCUGCUUGUGGGAUGCUGUUCUUCCCUCUCCGUCUCGGUGCCCCACAGGUGGGUGGCACGUGCCCGUCUUUGUCACAGCGAUGUUACCUCUUUUUCAGCAUCUCCUUCUCUCUCCUCUGGACUAGAAGAUGGGCACAGUGUCACGGCGCCCUCGGCCCUGCCCAGCACUGUGCCGAGCUCGGUUCAUCCCAACGAGACGGGGGGCUUCAGCGCGAAGGCGACGGCCCCUCCUGUGACGGGCAGAGACCGGGACGCGGCCACCGCACAACUCGGCACGACCGGCCUCCGCACGCUUGGACCGGAGGAGCCGUCUCUGCCCCCCAGCCUGCGGGCAGCCACCGAGGCAGAGGGGCUGCAGACUCCUGUCGCGACCAGCGCCCCAGAUGCCACAACAGGGCUUGGCAAUGAGAGCCAGGCAGCCAACAGCAGCUCGGACGUCCCCUCUCCUCCUCCGACCGCCAACACGACGGAGCUCAGCCAGCCGGGCCAUGAAGGGGCAGAGCCCACCGGCACCCCCGGCCAGCUCAGCGCCAGGACGGAGGCUCCAACGCCCUCGACCCCCCAGGACUCGCCAGCCACGCAAGGCCGUGCCCAGCCGCCCUCGGGGUUCAGCACCUUGGGACCCACGACGGGCAGACUCGACCCCGUGCCCGGGACAGCCCACGAGGGUGCCACUAAAGAGAGCAACACAGAGCCUGCCACCAUCCCUGCCACAGAGGCUGGGCUGGCCACCACUGCCUCCAGCACCACCACGGGCACCUCCGUAGCUGCCUCCACCACCACCACCGUCAUCGCUAUCGGUACCACCAUCGGGACACCCCCAGCGGCUGUGACACGGCAAGCAGUGGACCCCGUGCACGAGAAAGCGCCAGUGCUAGACGUGGGGGAUGAGGAGGAUCAAGAGCUGCCCAGCUCGCCCGUCGCGGGGGCGGCGGGGGCCGACCCCCUGGUCAUCGCUGUCAUCUCCGUCUUCAUCAUCAUGGUGGGUGUCCUGGGCCUGGUGGGCUUCCUGAAGUACCGACAGCACAGCAGCCGCAUGGAGUUUCGGCGCCUGCAGGACCUGCCCAUGGAUGACAUGAUGGAGGAUACGCCGCUCUCGCUCUACAGCUACUAGGCCACCAGAAGAUGACCCUCCACCCGGCGUUGGAGAGGCUGGAGUGCCCUCAGGAGCAGGCCCUGGAGGACGGGGGCCGAUUUUUGCACAGGGACAGAA